AUGAGGGAAGAAACACCUAAACCUGAACUCACAUCAGGUCUUAAAGACGCUGCACUGAUAGAAAACCCAGUGACUCUGUACUGUAAUCUGAAGCAGUCUGCUGGAUGGAGGUUCUACUGGUUCAAACACACACAGACCCCUGAGAGUGAGACCACCACUGAUACACACUCCUCCUGCACCAUCAGACCAGUUAGUGUCUCUGAUGGAGGUCAGUACUGGUGCAGAGCUGGGAGAGGAGAUCCAGUCUACUACACUCACUACAGUGAUGCACUCUGGGUAAAUGUUACUGGUACAUCUUCUCCAGUCACUCUGAUCGUCAGUCCCAGCAGAUCUCAACACUUUACUACUGACUCUCUCUCACUGAUCUGUGAGGAACAGAGUAAAUCUACUGGAUGGAGAGUGAGACGAUACUCUCUCAGUGAGAGUAAGGUGUCAGAUUGUUCAUCAGGCUGGGGAUCAGUUACAGGAUCUACAUGCAGCAUCAGCUCCCUCAUCACCACCGACACUGGAGUGUACUGGUGUGAAUCUGAAUCUGGAGGAAGCUGCAAUCCUGUUAACAUCACAGUGCACAAUGGUCCUGUAAUUCUGGAGAGUCCUGUUCAUCCUGUAACUGAGGGAAAUCCUCUGACUCUACACUGUUUAUAUCGUAACACAAAGUCCUCAGAUCUCACAGCUGAUUUCUAUAAAGAUGGAUUAUUACUGCAGAAUCAGACUACAGGAGAGAUGAUCAUCCCUACUGUCUCAAAGUCAGAUGAAGGUCUCUACCACUGUACAAUCCCAGAGAAAGGAGAGUCUCCACAGAGCUGGAUCUCAGUCAGAGGUGAGAAAGCUCUUACAGUAACUCCACAGUGA
This is a messenger RNA of Astyanax mexicanus (Mexican tetra), 852 nucleotides long. Its product is annotated as high affinity immunoglobulin gamma Fc receptor I-like. The coding region runs from base 1 to 852 and encodes 283 amino acids. NCBI's taxonomy places the organism in Eukaryota, Metazoa, Chordata, Actinopteri, Characiformes, Acestrorhamphidae. The record is from RefSeq and is a predicted model, not a curated record. Gene Ontology annotation, molecular function: transmembrane signaling receptor activity. Gene Ontology annotation, biological process: cell surface receptor signaling pathway. The transcript has 4 exons.